CUACCCCCUCACGUGACCCAGGACGUCACUGCGGGGAGCCGGGGACAGGCGCUACGGCAGCCGGGAAGCGGCGAUGUCGGGGGAUGGAGAACGCUCCCCGUUGCUGCCCGCGGAGCUUGGCGAGCCGGGCACUCCCGGGGCGGGCGGGACCCUGGCCGGGCCUGGGGGGCUCGUGCCCUCCGCGCCGCUCCCGCCCUACGGGGGCCCCGCGGCAGGGAAGCCGGCCCCGCCCCAUGGCUUCCCACCGUUCCCGGAUGGGCAUCCAGCUGUGCUGCCCGGCGAGGACCCCCCGCCCUACUCCCCCAUGGCCAGCCCCGACAGCGGCAGCGCCCCCAUGAUCACCUGCCGCGUCUGCCAGAGCCUCAUCAACGUGGAGGGCAAGAUGCACCAGCACGUGGUGAAGUGCAGCGUCUGCAACGAGGCUACGCCGAUCAAGAAUGCUCCCCCAGGGAAGAAGUAUGUGAGAUGUCCCUGCAACUGCCUGCUGAUCUGCAAGGUGACGUCCCAGCGCAUCGCCUGCCCCCGGCCCUACUGCAAAAGAAUCAUUAACCUGGGCCCGGUGCACCCAGGGCCCCUGAGCCCCGAGCCCCAGCCUGUGGGAGUGCGGGUCAUCUGUGGGCACUGCAAGAAUACUUUCCUGUGGACAGAGUUCACAGACCGCACCUUAGCCCGCUGCCCGCACUGCCGCAAAGUCUCCUCCAUUGGGCGCAGGUACCCCUGGAAGAGAUGCAUCUGCUGCCUUCUCCUGGGUGUCCUAGUGGCUGUAGCUGCCACAGGCCUAGCGUUUGGCACAUGGAGGCACGCCCGGCGGUACAGUGGGAUCUACGCCUCCUGGGCGCUUAUCAUUCUCCUGGCCGUGCUGUGUCUGGGCCGGGCCAUGUACUGGGCCUGCAUGCGAGUCAGCCACCCCGUCCAGAACUUCUCCUGAGCCGCCCCUGCCGCGGGGAGCCCCGCCCAUCUCAGUCAGCUCCUGCCCAGCCCCCUGGUCCGCUCCCGUGCCUCUCGCCUUGGUCCUGCUCCCCUCCCAACCUGCCGGAGCCUGAGCAGGAGACCCCCACAGGACGGGACCAAUGGAGGCGGCUGCAGUGGUCUCAAGGGCUAGGGGCCCACCAGCCCAAGAGGGCAGCUGAACUAUGGUAGCUCUGUCUGGACCAACCAGAGAGGGAGCUGGAUUACAGUGGCUUGGCUGGGACCCACCUAGCCAAGGGACGCUGGGUGACAGAGAUAGGACACCCCCCCGCCCCCCAAGGGAGACUGGAUGAUGGAGCUGGGACCCACCACCCCAGAGACCCCACACGCCCAAGGGACACUGGACGACGGAGCUGAGACCAACCAUGCCGGAGACCCCACACACCCAAGGGACACUGGACGAUGGAGUUGGGACCCACCACCCCCUCCCAAGGGACACUGGAGCUGGAACCUCCUCCUCCUCCUCCUCCUCCCCUCCCCACAACAUCCCCCGCACUCAAGGGACACUGGAUGAUGGAUCUGGGACUCACCACCCUGGAGACUCCACGCACCCAAGGGACACUGGACGAUGGAGCUGAGACCCACCGUGCCGGAGACCUCACACACCCAAGGGACACUGGACGAUGGAGCUGGGACCCAAUACCUCGGAGACCCCACGCACCCAAGGGACUCUGGACAAUGGAGCUGAGACCCACCAUGUCGGAGAUCCCACACACCCAAGGGACACUGGACGAUGGAGCUGGAAUCCACCACCCCGGAAACCCCAUGCACCCAAGGGGCACUGGAUGACAGAGCUAGGACCCCCCACCCAAGGGAUACUGAACAAUGGAGAUGGGACUCACCACCCCCUCGCAAGUGACACUGGAGCUGGAACCUCCUCCUCCCCUCCUCACAACACCCCCCGCACCGAAGGGACCCUGGCUGACGGAGCGGCAACUCACUGCCCAGGAUGACGUGGCCAGAAGGAAGCCCCGAUGGCUGCUUAGUCACUGGGGGUCCCACAUCCCUCCUGAUGGAGGCACUGCCAUGCCCAGCACCCCUUUGGCCUGCAGGGAAGUGGCGUGGGAGGGGGCCCCACAGUGGGGGGACAUUGAGUUCAUUCUGGGGGGUGGGACCUGCUGGGGAGGGGAGCUGCCACCGGGGGAUGAGAAGGAUUCAGCUCACUGCUGCUUCAUGAUGGGGUCACCUCUUAGGCCACCAUUCACCCCACUGAUCUGUGCUCUGUCAGCCAUGCCCCCAUCCCUCCCAAGCCAGACAGGUCUCUGCCCUGGGGCCUCGUGGGAGCUGGCGCCCUCUAGAGGGAACAGACCCCAUGUCCCGUUCCCUUCCUCACUGAACCAGCCAGUCCCUGUCCUGGGGCCAGAUGGGAGCCGGCAUCUCCUAGAGGGGAAAGACCCUGGGCCCCUUCCCUGCCCCCGAGCCAGCCAGUGUCCACGCUGGGGCUGGAUGUGAGCAGUGCUGCCUAGAGGGGAAAGGCCUGUGCCCCUGCUCUGUUUAGGGACCAAAGGUAACUUUUAUUUGGGUGGAGGAGCUGGGGCAGAGCAGCCCCUGUCCCAAUCCUCCCCUCAGCAGGGGCAGCUGGGGGCACUGUCUCUGCUGCCUGGGGGGAAGCUGCUCUGGGUUUGCUCUUCUUCUCUCCCCCCCCAUCACGGCUGCUCUGGUUCUUUGCACAUUCGGUGGGGGGGGCAAUGGGUAAUAGCCCCCUUGCAUGGGGGCCCUGAGCCUUCCCAGCAUGUCUCUGAGCUCCCCCCCACAGCCACCCCUUCCCAUCCAGCCCCUCACCCCCACCCCACCCCUUGAGCUGAUUGCUGCAGUCUGGGGAGCAGAGCGCUGCCCCCAUUGCUGCAUGGGGGCGUGUGAUACUAACUCAGUCCCCUCUCCACACGCCCCUUGGCUGGGCCCUGCUUCCGCUGGGGUGUGGUUUGAGGACCCCCAGUGGGCUGCAGGGGACCAGGGUGAGCUCCCCAGAGGGCUGGUGAUGAGGGGCGCCUGGUGCUGGCUUCCCGCUUGGGGAGGGAGAAUGGAACAUCUCUGGCCUUGGUUCUUCAGGGAUCUUUGCGGGGUGGGACAGGGGUGCAUCCCCGUUCCUGGGGCUCCUCGCUGCUCUGGCUUGUACAUACUGACCCCUCUCCUGUACAUAGCUAUUUAAAUCCAGCCCCAGCUCUUUCCCCCCAGCCCACCCCGUGCAGCGCUACUUUAACCCGGUGUGUCUGUCCCAGCCUGAUGGACACCCUGACUGUAAAUAAAGAGAUUCCACAUGCCA
Molecule: messenger RNA, 3232 nt
Organism: Gopherus flavomarginatus (Mexican gopher tortoise)
Lineage: Eukaryota; Metazoa; Chordata; Testudines; Testudinidae
Gene: PIP4P1
Product: phosphatidylinositol-4,5-bisphosphate 4-phosphatase 1
Exons: 7
Coding region: 74-928 (284 amino acids)
Biological process (GO): phosphatidylinositol dephosphorylation
Cellular component (GO): lysosomal membrane; late endosome membrane; phagocytic vesicle membrane
Molecular function (GO): phosphatidylinositol-4,5-bisphosphate 4-phosphatase activity
Source: RefSeq, a predicted model, not a curated record